Messenger RNA from Strongylus vulgaris, 576 nucleotides. The record is from the annotation of a GenBank genome assembly. NCBI's taxonomy places the organism in Eukaryota, Metazoa, Nematoda, Chromadorea, Rhabditida, Strongylidae.
AUGUGCAAGCUUAUCCUGAUGGUAUCUGAUGAAAACAUUAUCAAAGCAGGAGAGGAGGAUGGUGAACUGGGAGAAAUGCGAAAACGACUGUUGAAGUUCUUACGAUUUUCACUGUAUUACAGUCCGCAGGCUGUAAUAUUGCAGCUUAGUAAUUGCGCAUUCUAUGAAGAGAGAGCACUUGUCCUCGGACGGUUGAAACACCACGAACAGGCUCUAGCAAUCUAUACUUCCAUUUUGAAUGAUUUUGAUGCGGCAGAGGAGUACUGCCAGAUUUAUUACGAUCGCAGUGAUGAAAUUAAUUCACAGGUGUAUCUGCUACUUUUCCGUGCUUUUGUUUGUCCUUUGGAUCCAAUGAUAGCAGGACUUUUGGAGAAAGAUCUUCCAACUCCAGAGUCCGAUGUGCACAGCGCUAUUCGAGUUUUGAGCAGACAUGCGGAUAAAAUCGAUACAGUUGCUGCUCUAUCGCUAAUUCCCAAUGACACCCCACUUUGCACUUUGUCCAAAGCUCUCCAUGCUGUCUUACAAGCAACUCACGAUGAUGCUUCUGCUGUGAGUUUGCGCUUUUGUCACUCUUAG